ACCUCCUGCGAGCGAGAGGCUAGACAGCUAGCAUAGCUAACAACAGAUACGAAACAAACAAGCGCGAAAAGUAUGCUUCUUUAAUUCUGCUGUUUUGUGCAGCAGCGCAAAUGCAUCCGGCGAUAUUCAUAUGAUUAUAUGCGUACAAGAGAACACCACAAUUAUGUUUUUGUACGACUUACAGUCAUGUUAUCAAGCUAGCUAGUUAACCAAGAAAUCAAUAACUAGCUAGCUGACAAGGCAGCUAGCAAAAUAAACGGUCGUUUUGCCAAAAUGAACUUGCCGAGCUAAUUAGAUGAAUGGGUUGGUUAUUAUGCGUGUAAUGUAUUAAUGAAUUACUCUUGUAGUAAUCUAUCGGUUUUGAUGACUCCCCCCCCAUUAAUUGCUGCUAUAAUGCAAUAGCAGAUCUUAAUGUGUGUGUGUUGUUUUUUUUUUUUUUUUUAAAUUUGCAUUCACUUAAAUAUUAAAUCAGCAACCUCGAAGCUAACUUUAAAUUGACCACCUUGUGACUGAGAAGCUCUUUAAGAUGGAUAAGAAAUCGUUUGACAUCGUUUUGGAUGAAAUAAGAAAGUGUGUUUUGACAGAUCAGCGGAUUAAAGCAAUCGAGCAGGUUCAUGGAUAUUUCUCCAGUGAACAGGUGAUCGACAUUCUGAAAUACUUCUCCUGGGCAGAGCCUCAGGUGAAGGCAGUGAAAGCGUUUCAACAUAAAAUGGUGGCCAUCCCUACAACCAAGGUUGCAAACAUCUUGAACACUUUCACAUUCUCGAAAGACAAGCUCGUAGUGCUGGAGCUUAUAGCUCUGAAUAUAUCUGAUGCCCAUAAUUACGUACCAGUGGAGGAACAGUUCCGCACUCACGUGGCAGAGAAGAAACGUGCACGACGUAUUCUCGAGCAGGUGUGUAAGGUUGGAUGUAAAGCCCCGGUAGCAAUGGUUUCCUCCUGUGGAAUGAUCCCUGGGAACCCUUAUCCUAAAGGCAAACCCAGCCAGGUCACUGGAAGCUUUCCUGUGAGUGCUACUAUCAAGGGAUUGCCUCCUAGAAAGGAAGGAGAGGAGGUGAGUACAGAAGGAAAAGGGAUCGCAAACCGCAUCAUUGGACCCAGCAAACCAUCUCCAUCGUCCUACAAUCCGCACAGGCCUAUACCUUACCCGAUUCCUCCCUGCAGGCCGCACGCCACCAUUGCACCAAGUGCGUACAACAACGCAGGCCUGAUGUCAGUGGGUGGGGUCAUUACAGCAAAUGUGCCCCCUCCACCCUACACUGCCACUCCAAAGUCAGCAGCUUAUGCUCGACCUGCCAGUCUACAGAAUACUGCCUCCGGUCUCUGUGCUGCCUCAACUGUCUCACCUACCAGUUCGGCUCCUCCUACCCCCGUCAGCUCACAGCCUCAACCCACCACUCCAGUUACCCCCGUUUUCCCUGGUGUGGUCUCUUCUCAGAGUCCUGUUACCCCAUCUUUCUCAGUUAUCAAAAGCCCUCCUUUGCCUGCUGGCUCUCCUCAGGUUACACCAAACCCCACUGAUCAUAGCACUCCCUCUGGCCUACCACCUUCUGGCAGGAACACUCCCUCAGUUAUCCGAUCUCACACCCCUUCCGGCACACCCGGUAUACCCCCGCCACCUUAUGGGACGUCCCGCUCGGGAACACCUUCAGGCAUUCUCACUCCCAAGGGGGCAGCAGAUCCUUCUCAGAGUUUAGCACUUUCCUCCUCCAAGGGCUUUCUGCCUUCUGUUGAGCCCCAGUCAACUCCUAAUAAUCCAAAAUGCUCCAACAAUUCGGUCAUUCGCAGUUACACAACCGGAGGAGCACCACCUGGACGUUCCACUCCUAUACAGGUAAUGGGUACACCCAGUCCGAAACCAUCCUCUGGCACAUCCCAGACUAGCACAGCUAACCCUGCCUUGUAUAGCGACCAAACCUUAAGCUCAGCGGUCCAGCACGGUGGAGGGAGUGGCAGUAACAGUCCAGUCCCCUCUGCCUUCAAAGGGCCAUCAUCCAGGUCGGGCACACCCUCACUCAGCUCACUAAUGAUGCCCAACACUGCUGCCCUGGCUCGCUCACUGGGUCUGAGCCACAGUGCAGCCUCUCCUCUGGGCAGUCUAGCCUCCCAGUCUGGAGGCAGUCCUGCAACGCCAUUCCAAGGCAUCUCUCCCUUUCCUACACUGUCCACAGCAUCACCUCUAACUGGAGCUCAAUCAUCCAUGCACUCUUCAGUUUCUUCUGCUCCACCAACGCCUUCCAUUGCAUACUGUGACCCCACUGGGGCCUCCUCUCCUUCCCCCUUUGGCCUUGGACUCACCACAUCCCCCUCCAUGAUCCCAGGCUUGGCCCCAGGGCAGAGCCAUGCCUUCCCUGGGUUUGGGGGUUCUGGUCCUCCAGCAGCAGGCAGUCCUGUGCUUUCUUCUUUUAUGGGGCUCCCAUGUGCCUCUUCCUCAGUGGCCACAGUGGCUCCUCUCCAAGCAGCUGCAGUGGCAGCAGCAGCAGGUGUCCCCUCCACCUCACCUGUGCUUCCUGGCUUUGCCUCUGCAUUUAGCUCUAACUUCAACCCCACAUUGGUGGGCCAACCAGGUGGUGCUCUUCAGGCCCCAGGAGGGGCUGCCUUCCCUGGAUUGUUGUCAUUUCCUGCAGGAGUUCCUGGUUUUUCCUCCGCUGCGUCUCCUGCAGCUCUCUCAGGCCUCCAUAACCCGGCUGUACAGUCGGCUUUGCUGCAGGCUCAUUCUGCAUCAGCGUUGGAAAGCUUUCCUCCUCAACCUAAUGGUUUUGGCAGCUAUCCUGCAGGGACUCCAUUCCCCCCUCCAGCUGCAGGAACCCCCUUUCCCCUUCAGCCCGGUCUGCACCCGCAGCUGGGGUGGCAAUAAUCGGUUAUAUUCACAGUAAUAUCAUGGAUACUUCAAAAAGCAGCAUUGCAUGCAAUAACAAACGUAACUUAAAAUUAUUACCCUAGUAUUAAAAAAAAUAAUUUUUGUGAUAAGCAGUGUAAUACCAGGUGAAAAGUGCCAACCAGUACCAAGUUCAAGAACAAGGAUAACAAAAAGCUUGCGGUUACCCUCAAAGGAAAACUCAACCCUGAAACAUAUUACAAAUGUAAUGUCCCUGAGUGCAAUGCAGCUAUAAGACAGUUGUGUUGAGUUACUGAAGAUACAUGGUUCAGCUAGUAGGUGACCCACAAGACAAGCAUGAUAGUGUUGAUAGCGGUAUUAGCAUGAAAGUUGAAACAUUGGGAGCUGAUCUGUUUAAUAAGAGUGUACAGAUAAGGAGGUGAGGGCUGGAUAGACUUACAUGAUUAAAACGGUCUUUAGGAAAAGAUGAAGCAAGGGCUAAUUCCCACUGGCAAUGGCAUACCGGGUAAUCUAGAAAAUUGACCAACAUGCUGACAGAAAAUUAAUUAUUUAACAAAGUUAAUUCAGCAUUUCAUUAUAGAUAAUUCUUGGAUGCCAUUGAAGAUCAUGUUGGUCAUCUAAGAUUAACAUACAAGUCAUUCAAGUUGGUUUAUUCCUUUAACAAGGACACAAUGUUUUAAACAAAGAUUUAAAUAAAAGUGCAGUUUUCAUGAUAUGGAAUCUAAAUACUGUUACGAGCUCUGAGAAAAGGAAGCACUCAGAGUGAGAAUACCUCAUUGUGCUGAGUGAGUGGGUGGAAGGGUGCAAGGGUGCAUGAAAUACAGAGUCUGACACAAGGAGCUUUCUCAGAAUUAAUGUGGUCUUUAGUGAGUCAGUGAGAGUGUAGAGGGUGGUUUUUGAAAAGAAAAACAACCAAUAUUCAGAGCUACCAGAGAGUGAAAGGGAGUAAACAAAUUGAAAUGCCUUUGUUGAUCUUCAGCUCUCUUAGAUAUGUGCAUUCCUGUUGAAGUCUGAAAGCUAAACAAAGCAAUGAUAUAAUGAUUUGAACAGAUAUCAGGACUGUAUGGAAUUAAUACUACAGUAUUGUGUGGUGUUAAUUUUUUUGCGUGUUUGUGUGGGUUUUUAAAAAGAUAUAAUUAUAUUCAGAAGUAGGACUACCGAACUAUGAGGAAAAUUGGUGGGUGCACAGCAUAGAUAAACUGUGAAGAGGAUUAUCUUUAUAGUUUCCUCACAUUUACCUAAAAUUCUGCGCUGUACACUGUAUGUGUAAAUACCCUUGAGAAACAGAAGCAGCUGUUAAAUGUGUGAUGUGUGAAAUGUGUUGGGGUUAUGAUUUUUUAUUUUAAACUUAUUUUUCUUUUCUUUUAAUACAUGUGUCUGUAUAGAAUGAAUUGGGUAAAUAAGAUUCCCGGGACUAGGCAUGGAUUUACACAUGUUUGUAGAUGAAGUUGAUGACUAUCAAAUACUGUACUAGACAGAACAGUAGGUGUAGGCUGCUUUAUUUCAUAUGAAAUAAAUAAUUUUUUUCUACA
Molecule: messenger RNA, 4371 nt
Organism: Ictalurus punctatus (channel catfish)
Lineage: Eukaryota; Metazoa; Chordata; Actinopteri; Siluriformes; Ictaluridae
Gene: proser1
Product: proline and serine rich 1
Exons: 12
Coding region: 527-2857 (776 amino acids)
Source: RefSeq, a predicted model, not a curated record